Zingiber officinale is the source of this 633-nucleotide messenger RNA. RefSeq names its product glyceraldehyde-3-phosphate dehydrogenase 2, cytosolic-like. The transcript has 6 exons. The coding region runs from base 1 to 633 and encodes 210 amino acids. NCBI's taxonomy places the organism in Eukaryota, Viridiplantae, Streptophyta, Magnoliopsida, Zingiberales, Zingiberaceae. The record is from RefSeq and is a predicted model, not a curated record. Gene Ontology annotation, molecular function: oxidoreductase activity, acting on the aldehyde or oxo group of donors, NAD or NADP as acceptor; NAD binding.
AUGGGUACGCCUUCGAUCCCCUUUGCUCUUCAUCUCUAUCAUGUUUCUGUGAUCUCGAUUUUGACUCCUAGUUUCCUCUUUUGUUUUCGUUUGGUGGUUUUUGUUGCAACUAAGAUCAAGAUCGGCAUCAACGGUUUCGGAAGAAUUGGGAGGUUGGUCGCUAGAGUCGCGCUUCAGAGCGAUGAUGUGGAGCUCAUCGCCGUCAAUGAUCCGUUCAUCACAACCGACUACAUGACAUACAUGUUUAAAUAUGAUACCGUGCAUGGACAAUGGAAGCAUCAUGAGAUAAAAGUGAAGGAUUCCAAGACCCUUCUUUUUGGAGAGAACGAAGUUACUGUCUUUGGCAUUAGAAACCCUGAGGAGAUUCCUUGGGCCGAGACUGGAGCUGAGUUCGUUGUGGAGUCGACUGGUGUCUUCACCGACAAGGACAAGGCUACUGCUCACUUAAAGGUAUGUGUUGAUAAAUCUGAUUUUGUGAAGCAGUUUGAAGCACAAGUUCAUAUGUUGGUGCUAGCAUAUGAAGGUGUUGUUGAUUUUGUCUUUUCAAAGCUGGAUGAUUUUGAUAAAAUUCAAGCCUAUGUUAUAUUGGAAGAUUGUUUAGACAUUAUUGCUGUUGAUGACAUGCAUAAAUGA